This is a messenger RNA of Drosophila mojavensis, 774 nucleotides long. RefSeq names its product protein lifeguard 1. The transcript has 4 exons. Bases 1 to 774 code for a protein of 257 amino acids. Lineage: Eukaryota; Metazoa; Arthropoda; Insecta; Diptera; Drosophilidae. The record is from RefSeq and is a predicted model, not a curated record.
AUGGAUACGAAAUCAGAUGUGAGCAUACAGUGUGAACUGCUAUAUGAUGAACGAAAGGGCCGUAGCUAUCAAUUCGAUAUAGCUGAUCCAAAACUCAGACGUCACCUGGUGCGACGUGUCUACUUCCUGUUAAUGCUAGAAAUCGCGUGUGGCAUUCCCUGCAUGGAGAUAAUCUUAAUGCUUCCCAUAAGCUGCAAUGAGCUUUAUGCGCGCCUCUCUAGUUUCAUAGUUUCCUUAAUAAUUUAUACCUUGCUCUAUAAAUUUCGGAAUAGGCGUCGAGCUGCUCCAUAUAAAUAUAUCACAUACCUGGUAACAGCUAUAUUAAGCUUUUCAAGCAGAGCUAUUUAUCUGUUGAGUAUUACGAAAACUCGUUGGGUCCAUUUACAUCCUGUAAUCCUUAUGAUCCAGCUCUUGGUACUAGCUUUAUUUACCAAACAGCAAAGAGUUCGCUUCACCCAAGGCAUAGGCGUCAUCAUAAUCCAUCUGAUUUUUGGACUCUGCUUAUUAUUGGCCUACUUUCUAAACUUCUUCUUCGUAUUUGUAAACGCUUACUUUUGCACUUUGGUCGGCUGGUAUAUCAUCUAUGACACGUCUCUGAUGCUCUCUGAACGUCAUGCCUACAACAUGGCGCCGCAGGAAUAUUUCUUUGCUGCUACGAAUUUACGUGCCGAUUUGCCAGUUUUCUUGUGGAUGAUCGUACGACAUUUUGUUCUGGGUCCCUUUAUUUUACUGGCUAAGAUUAUCAGAAAUUGUCGGUUCAAAGAAGUAUGCUAA